Caenorhabditis angaria is the source of this 457-nucleotide messenger RNA. The record is from the annotation of a GenBank genome assembly. NCBI's taxonomy places the organism in Eukaryota, Metazoa, Nematoda, Chromadorea, Rhabditida, Rhabditidae.
AUGAGAUUCCUCAUUCUCCUCCUCACAAUCUUCUACACCGUCACUUCAAAAAACAUCAGUUCAGCAGAUUUCAAACGACUGGAUCAAUUCGAAAAUCUAAUCUACAAAACAUGUCCAUACAAAUCAACAAUUAAUUGCCUCAAGCCAAUUCUACACAAAGAUUUCGGAUUCGGGUUGGGCAAAGAUGGCCUACUUUCACGAGGUAAACACAAAACAUUGAAAAAAAAAGUUUUAAAAAAAAAUUUAAGGUAGAUUUCUCACAUAUCACGCUAACAAAACAUUCCGUGCGCUGGUAAUUGAUAGAACAUCGUUGGAGCACAAUACUUACGACGGUAGUUUAUUUGCUUCCACUCAAGAAUCUUCUCCUGUUCAUGGGCAUUAUGAAAUCAAACCGGAAGUUCCAAACGGAAAAGAUUUACUUGUUAAACUGGCAAUUUAUGCGCGUACAGAAUUUUAA